Messenger RNA from Lotus japonicus, 1138 nucleotides. Its product is annotated as putative expansin-A17. The transcript is spliced from 3 exons. Gene Ontology annotation, cellular component: extracellular region. Gene Ontology annotation, biological process: plant-type cell wall organization. Lineage: Eukaryota; Viridiplantae; Streptophyta; Magnoliopsida; Fabales; Fabaceae. The coding region runs from base 76 to 840 and encodes 254 amino acids. The record is from RefSeq and is a predicted model, not a curated record.
UGUCAUCUUAAGCAGCAACUUAGCAAACUAAGAAAGUCAUUGUUCAGUUUCAGAGAAAGUUAAGAGAUUGAGGUGAUGGAAAAGCUAAUUUUAAGUGGUCUAAUAGUUCUUGUGGGGUUACUCACCUCAGAACUUAGACUAGCAUCCGCAGCUUGGAUGCAAGCUCAUGCAACUUUCUAUGGUGGAAGUGAUGCCUCAGGAACUAUGGGGGGUGCAUGUGGCUAUGGAAAUCUCUACACAGAUGGUUAUGGAAUAAAAACUGCUGCAUUGAGCACUGCUUUGUUCAAUGAUGGCAAAUCAUGCGGCGGUUGCUAUCAGAUAGUUUGUGAUGCAAACAAAGCACCCCAAUGGUGCCUCAGGGGCACUUCCAUUACAAUUACUGCCACAAAUUUCUGUCCUCCAAACUUGGCACUCCCUAAUGACAAUGGUGGUUGGUGCAAUCCUCCUAGACCACACUUUGACAUGUCCCAACCUGCUUUUGAGACGAUUGCCAAGUACAGGGCUGGAAUUGUUCCAAUCUUUCACAGAAGAGUACGGUGCAGGAAAAGUGGAGGCAUCAGAUUUACCAUCAAUGGGAGAGACUAUUUUGAGCUAGUGCUUAUAAGCAAUGUAGGUGGAGCUGGAGAGAUCUCCAUGGUUUGGAUCAAAGGGUCCAAAAUGAGUAGCUGGGAAACCAUGUCAAGAAACUGGGGAGUUAACUGGCAAAGCUUAAGCUAUCUCAAUGGUCAGAGCUUGUCCUUCAGAAUCCAACUCCGCAAUGGAAAGACUCGCACAGCUUAUAAUGUGGCACCCUCCAGUUGGAAAUUUGGCCAGUCUUUCACCAGCAAGGUUCAGUUCUGAACAGAAGACUGUGCAAACAUUCUUCAGUAUACUUUUCCACAGUUCCACUUCAUCCUUUCAUAAAUGUAUCCAUAUCGAUCUAGUCAAUUACUGAUUUGUUGUUGAAGGGAUGUGUCAUAUUUGUAUUUUUCAUCCAGCUGGUUGUGGGCUUGUGGCUCAGCAAUUUUAGCAAUUUGCAAGCCCACCAAUUUUAGCAAUUACAAAGUGAUGCUAGUUAAAUAUUUGAAGCUAGCAAGGAUAAAUUUACCUCCUAAUAUGCGAAAUGAUCUAUGUAACUAAUAGUAUUUCCUUUGUCUCA